AUGUCGUCGACGAACCCAGAAGACGCGAUACAUCUCAAAUGGAUGCAGGCCGCGAUGGACAUGGCCGAAGAGGCGUUGGCGGCGCAAGAGGUCCCGGUGGGCUGCGUCUUCGUCCGCGACGACAGAGCCAUCGCCAAGGCGCGCAACAGGACAAACCAACUCCGGAACGCCACCCGCCACGCAGAGCUCGAGGCGAUCGACGAGAUCCUCGCCGACAAGCAGCUCACCCCAACCGCCACCCCGCACCCGCUCGCCGCGACGACGCUCUACGUGACCGUCGAGCCGUGCAUCAUGUGCGCGUCCGCGCUGCGGCAGAUGGGCAUCAAGGAGGUCUUCUACGGCUGCGGCAACGACCGCUUCGGCGGGUGCGGGAGCGUCCUGGGGGUCAACCGCGCGCUUCCGCAUCCGGCACACGCGGGGUACGAAGCCCACGGAGGGUACAUGCACGACGAAGCGAUCAUGGUUCUUCGACGGUUCUAUAUCACCGAGAACGCCAACGCUCCAGUCCCCAAGUCGAAAGCUAACCGCGUGCUCAAGACGGAGAUCGCCGCUCGGGCAUCCCUGAAACCGGAGCUUCGUGAAUGA
This is a messenger RNA of Epithele typhae, 585 nucleotides long. RefSeq names its product cytidine deaminase-like protein. NCBI's taxonomy places the organism in Eukaryota, Fungi, Basidiomycota, Agaricomycetes, Polyporales, Epitheliaceae. Gene Ontology annotation, molecular function: tRNA-specific adenosine-34 deaminase activity; zinc ion binding. The transcript has 5 exons. Gene Ontology annotation, cellular component: nucleus; cytoplasm. The record is from RefSeq and is a predicted model, not a curated record. Gene Ontology annotation, biological process: tRNA wobble adenosine to inosine editing. Bases 1 to 585 code for a protein of 194 amino acids.